GGGGCUGAUGGGAGAUCUGAGGCCUCUGAUAGAAACCACGUGUUCCUCGUCUGAUCUCUCAGCUCGUCCUUGUUUGUCCUCUGCAGCGUCACAGCGUCACUUCUCCUCGGGUUCACCAGAGGAAACAUCGCAGCUCCAAAAUGCUUCUCCUCCCAGCCGCCGCCCUGUGCUGCCUGUGUUCAGCGCUGGUUUCCAUGGCAGCCGAGCUGAUUCAGGAUGAUUUAUCAUUGACCAGGAGAGUCGGUGAAGCAGUCUCCUUCAGCUGUGGAGGCACUCAUCAGUGUUACAGUGACGCAUACUGGUACCAAAAGAAAGACACAGAAACAUUCAGAGUGAUUCUUGGUAUUAACAGGAGUAAUGGAGCUUUAGAUAAAAGCUACAAUCAUACACAGGAAGAUGAUUUCUCAGCUGUGAAUAAAAAGAACGGCUGGGAGCUGCAGAUCAAGAGAGUUAAAGACUCUCAUUCAGCCACAUAUUACUGCUCCUGUUUGGUUAGUGUUAUCUGUUUCACUGUGUGGUACAUCUUUGGCUCUGGAACUAAACUGUUUGUAACAGAUAAGCAGGUGGUGCAGCCCGUGGUGAGCGUGUACCCGGCAGCAUCGAGAGCGCAGCUGGAGGAGAAGAGCUCUCUACUGUGUGUGGCCUCAGCCAUGUUUCCUCCUCUGGUCCAGAUCUCCUGGAAAAAACAGAAUGGGAGCGAUUCUCUGGAGGAUGUGAACCCUGCUGAUGUGAAGCAGCAGGAGCUGAGGGAGUCGGGGUGCAGCGCCUCCAUCUUGACGAUCUCACGAGAGAACAGCACCUAUAAAUACCACUGCUCAGUGCAGCAUCAGGGGGGCACAGUGAAUGCUCAAACAGGAACAGAGGUCCCAGUUCCUACGACCUCCAGUCCUCCAGAGAGAGAGCCGACUGACAUGUCCUUUCAGUCUCAGUGCAAGGUGAAGCUGCUGACGCUGCUGUACACGGUGCUGAUACUGAAGAGUCUGGUGUACUGCUGUGGACUCUCUCUGCUGAGGAUCUUCAGAAACAACAAACCGUCCAUCCACUGAACAUGUGCUAACUGAUUGUCUUCUGAUGUUAUGUGCCGUAGUGUUUUUGUAGUUUUUAUGAAAGAAGCUUGUUUGUGAAAAAGUAAAGCUCUAUGCUGAUGA
Molecule: messenger RNA, 1148 nt
Organism: Labrus bergylta (ballan wrasse)
Lineage: Eukaryota; Metazoa; Chordata; Actinopteri; Labriformes; Labridae
Source: RefSeq, a predicted model, not a curated record